AUGCGGUCAUCCAGUCCCAAUCCUACAGCCAGUCCUGGUCCCGUUCGCUCACCUACACAGCUCGCUAUGGCAACCGGCUCGACGUCUUCACCUGGCCUCAUUGCGUCUGCUGUCUCUCAUGAAGUACACACGUCAUCACCACACCAACCAGCCUCGACGACAGCGAAGGCAGCACGAGGCUCACUCCUUGCUGCCCUUCGCCAUAGCGACGAGAUGGAUUGUGGCAGAACCUCCAGCGAAAGCGAAGGGCACUUUUUGUCUAGGCCACCCGACGACUUGAAUCUGCGGGUGGUGCGCUCCAUCGGACACGGCGCCUACGGCGUCUGCAAUGAGGUGCUAGUCUGGAGGAACCGCUGGGUUCAACGGUCUGAAGGCAAGGAUUCAAGCGCUAGCAAUGCGCCGUGCAAGUGUGCAUGUCAUGGAGAGACUCGAGAUGGUCAAGAUCAAAUUAAUUACUCCGGUGUCUUCUCGGAGAAUGGCGAACCAGAAAGACAGGCGCUAAAGGUAACCAAAAAUACCGUUUAA
This is a messenger RNA of Protopolystoma xenopodis, 525 nucleotides long. The record is from the annotation of a GenBank genome assembly. Lineage: Eukaryota; Metazoa; Platyhelminthes; Monogenea; Polystomatidea; Polystomatidae.